Molecule: messenger RNA, 3286 nt
Organism: Nerophis lumbriciformis (worm pipefish)
Lineage: Eukaryota; Metazoa; Chordata; Actinopteri; Syngnathiformes; Syngnathidae
Product: ATP-sensitive inward rectifier potassium channel 10-like
Biological process (GO): regulation of monoatomic ion transmembrane transport; potassium ion import across plasma membrane
Cellular component (GO): plasma membrane
Molecular function (GO): inward rectifier potassium channel activity
Source: RefSeq, a predicted model, not a curated record
CAUAAUCAUCCUCGUCAUUAUCACCCCUCUCAUCAUCAUGACCAUCCUCAUUAUCAUCCAUCUCAUCAUCAUGUCCAUCCUCAUCAUUUUCACCACUCUCUUCCUCAUCAUUAUCACCCCUCUCAUCAUCAUGAUUAACUUAAUCAUUAUCUCCCCUCUCAUCAACAUGAUCAACCUCAUCAUUAUCACCUAUCAACAUUAUAAUCAUUCUCAUCACCCUUCUCAUCAUCACGGUCAACAUCAUCAUUAUCACCUCUCCCAACAUAAUGCUCAUCCUCAAUAUUAUCACUUCUCCCAUCAUCAUGAUCAAUUUCAUCUUUAUCAUCAUCAUGAACAUCUACAUUAUUAUGACCUCUCAUUUUGAUCAUCAUUGUCACCUGUCUCAUCAUGAUGAUCAUCCUCAUCAUUAUCACCCCUCUCAUCGUCACCUCUUUGAAAAUUAUGAUCAUUCUCAUCAUGAUUAACCUCAUCAUUAUAAGUUGAUUGGCAACACUAUAUUGGCCCUAGUGUGUGAAUGUGAGUGUGAAUGUUGUCUGUCUAUCUGUGUUGGUCCUGCAAUGAGGUGGCGACUUGUCCAGGGUGUACCCCGCCUUCCGCUCGAUUGUAGCUGAGAUAGGCUCCAGCGCCCCCCGCGACCCCAAAGGGAAUAAGCGGUAGAAAAUGGAUGGAUGGAUUAUCACCUUUCUCAACAUGAUGCUCAUCGUCAAUAUUAUCACUUCUCCCAUCAUCAUGAUCAAUUUCAUCAUUAUCAUCAUGAUCAUCUACAAUCACCUCUCAUUUUGAUCAUCAUUAUCACCACUCUCAUCAUCAUGAUCAAUUUCACAAUUUUCCCCCCUCUCAUCGUUAUGAUCAUCUUCAUCAUUGUCACUCCUCUCAUUGUUAUGAUCAUCUUCAUCAUUAUCACCCCUCUCAUCGUUAUGAUCAUCUUCACCAUUAUCACUCCUCUCAUCAUCAUGAUCAACCUCAUCAUUAUCACCUCACAACAUUAUUCUCAUCCUCGUUAUCACCUCCCAUCAUCAUGAUCAAGUUCAUCAUUAUGACACCUCUGCAUCAUCAUGAUCAUCCUCAUUAUCAUCCCUCUCAUCAUGAUCAUCUACCUUUAUAACACCUCUCAUUUGAUCACAGGUGAUAACCUGUCUCAUUAUCAUCCCUUUCAUCAUCACGAUCAUCCUCAUCAUUAACAUCCUUCUCAUCAUCAUACCCAUCCUCUCAUCAUCAUCCAAAUCCUCAUCAUCCCCAUGAUUACCAUCACCAAGCUCAUCAAAACUUGUGAUUUGAAAAGAUGAAAUGUUUGUUGUCAUGGUAACCCAGCUUCUUUAUUGUCUCCAUCUCCAGUUGUGCCACUUUCUUCACUUUCAUUGACUUAUACGUUAAUAAAUAAAAUAGUUUUAUGGCAACCAGCACAAUGCACACUGCUAAUGUAGGUCAAAAUAAAAACUCAGUCGUACAGGAAGUGGGGCUGUCAGACUUCCUGCUGGACCUUUGUGUGACAGCCAUGGCAACAGAUGUGCCAAGAGAAUUUGCGUGUUUUGCUUCCAUCCAGCAAGUGGCACACACUAACAGAGAUGACACUAGAUCACAUGACCCACCACCAAAGGAUUGAUAAGCUUGUUUGCUAAGAGUGUCUUUGCAACAAUGGAUGUCUGUGAAUGGGACUUGAACAGCGAUCCCCUCUCUGGAAUUCUCCACCGCCCACCAAACACUCACACACGCCCAAUGAAAGUGAAAACAUGGCUUGGGUCAAAGGUUACACACAAGAGCUCCUCAUGCUUUCAAUGUUGCAACUUUCUAUUGUGUUCCACUUCCUGUCAGGGGGCAGCCAUGACGUCCAAAGGAGGCCCCUCCCCUCAGAAGGUAAGCCACUCCCACACGCAGACUGAUAUCACCCGGCCACUGCUGAGCUCUGCGGCAGGAAGCGCAAGCGACAGUCUCCGAAGGAGGCGACGCGUCCUCUCCAAAGAUGGACGAAGCAACGUGCACAUCGAACAUGUGCGCGGGCGAAGCGCGCUCUAUUUGCGCGACCUGUGGACCACCUUUGUGGACAUGCAGUGGCGCUAUAAGUUCUUCCUGUUCUGCGCCACCUUCGCCGGCACCUGGUUUCUGUUUGGCGUGCUGUGGUACCUGGUGGCCAUGUUGCACGGAGAUCUGACGGAGUCGGCCCCGCCCACCGACCACACGCCAUGCGUCAUGGAGGUCAAGACACUGACAGGAGCGUUCCUCUUCUCGCUAGAGUCGCAGACCACUAUCGGCUAUGGCUUCCGAUAUAUCACGGAGGAGUGUCCCGCCGCCAUCAUUCUGCUUAUUGUCCAGCUGGUGGUUACCAUGGUGAUGGAGAUCUUCAUCACCGGCACAUUCCUCGCCAAGGUGGCCCGUCCCAAGAAGCGAGGCAAAACGGUCAAGUUCAGUCAGCACGCCGUGGUGUCCACACACGAGGGGCGGCCGUGUCUCAUGAUCCGAGUGGCCAACAUGCGCAAGAGUCUGCUGUUAGGAUGUCAGGUGACGGGCAAGCUGCUGCAGACGUCGCUCUGUGAGGAAGGCGAGACUGUGCGGCUGGACCAGCGCAAUGUGUCCUUCCAGGUGGACACAUCCAGCGACAGUCCCUUCUUCAUCAUACCGCUGACCUUCUACCAUGUCAUCGACGACAGCAGCCCGCUGCGAACAUGGGCAGCCAGAGGUGGCGGCUGGACAGACGGCGAGCUGGCGGACUUCGAACUGUUGGUGAUUCUGAGCGCCACAGUGGAGCCGACGUCGGCUACCUGCCAGGUGCGCACGUCGUACCUUCCGGACGAGAUCCUCUGGGGCUAUGAGUUCCCUCCCGUUGUUUCGCUAUCCGCUUCAGGCGGAUACGUGGCCGAUUUUGCCUUCUUUGACACAGUGUCUAAAACCGGAGCACCAACCCGUGACCGCAGAGGCAAAGAAGGGGCGGGCCAGGACAAGAUGCAGUUAGGCGAGCGCUUCUGGGUAGAAGGGAGGGGCCACGUCCGAGACAGCGGCCAGCUGAGCAUGCGUAUUAGCAACGUUUGACCGGGAGAUAGGAAGUGAUUGUCUUACGGUUCACUUUUGUGACUUUUAACGGAUGCUAACAUGUCACUAACGCCGUAAUUUUUUAUGUGGAAUUUAAAAAAAAACUCCACUACGUGGUGGCGCCAUCUUUGCAGUUGCUCCUUCAAUAAAGAUAUCUAAAUAAAUAUUUUUUUUUUUUUGUUAGAUAUGUAAAUUUGAUAAAAGAUAGUCAUCAUUCUUUACCAUGGUAACUAUUUGCCACACAUUUUUAUGAUCGACUGAC